Messenger RNA from Sphenostylis stenocarpa, 158 nucleotides. Lineage: Eukaryota; Viridiplantae; Streptophyta; Magnoliopsida; Fabales; Fabaceae. The record is from the annotation of a GenBank genome assembly.
AUGGCUUCGGCUUCUCAAAGUACCGGCACCACCGAUCUCUGGGACCGAACCCCAACAGUGACCAAACUGCAAAAGUUAAAUUCUCCACGUGUGAUUGAUAUCACCCACCAGGCAUGCUCCUCUGCCACGAUUCUGCAGAGUGGUCCUCAACUCAACGU